AUGUCGGAACCAGCAUCGUCGCGGUUCACACCGCAGAAUAAGACGACCCAGGAGCGCCUAUCAACCAACACCGUUGGUCUCGUCGCGCUUUCUGACUUUCGCAAGCGUCGCGCUGAGGUACUUGAGCAGCAGGAGCGCGAGGCGCGUGACGCCAGCGCCACCGGUGCCUCAACACCUGUCGACCGCUCGCAGGCGGGCACGCCCGACAACAAUCCGGGCAGCGGCACUGGCAGCGACUCGGCGAGUGCAUCGGGGAGCCUGCGUCAGGUGAAGAAGGCCAAGAAGAAGCAAAAGGCCGGCAAGAAGCUCCUCUCGUUUGGCGACGAUGAUGAGGAGGAGAAUGGCAACGUCAGCGAAGCGACGACGGCAGCAAGCGGCUCUGAGCGCAACAAGGGCUCGAAGCCGGGUAAUGAGGGCGAUGGUGAUUUAAAACCCAAGAGCAGUGGCAAGAUCAAGGCCAACGCAUCCGUUGGGCCGGGCCUCAAAACGGUGACCAAAUCGGCGCUGCGCAGGGAGGCGGCCGAACGGGAGGCGCUGCGGCGCGAGUUCCUGACGAUGCAGGAGGCGGUCAAGGUGACCGAGAUUGCGAUCCCGUUCGUCUUCUACGACGGCGCCCACACGCCCGGCGGCGUCGUGCGCAUGAAGAAGGGCGACUUUGUCUGGGUGUUUCUCGACAAGAGCCGCAAGGUUGGCGCCGAGCUUGGCGUGGGCGAGCAGGCCAACGCGACACGUGCGUGGGCGCGCGUCGGCGUCGACGACUUGAUGAUUGUCCGAGGCACGGUCAUUAUUCCUCAUCAUUAUGACUUUCACUACUUCAUCAUCAACAAGAGUGUCGGGCCUGGCGGUAAGCGGCUGUUUGACUACAGCGGCGAGGCACCAGAAGCUGCCGCCCCGGAGCAACUGGCCGCGGGACUGAGCACCGCGGCCGAGAUCAAGGCGGCCAAAGGCCUGCCUGACAUUUCCACGCUGGAAGGCGCGGAUGAGGACCCCAUGGAGACCAAGGUGGUCGAUCGUCGUUGGUACGAGCGCAACAAGCACAUAUAUCCCGCCAGCACUUGGCAGGAAUUCGACCCUGAGAUGGACUAUGCGAAGCAGGUCCGAAAGGACGGCGGUGGCAACACAUUCUUCUAUUCGAAGUGA
Molecule: messenger RNA, 1140 nt
Organism: Cordyceps fumosorosea ARSEF 2679
Lineage: Eukaryota; Fungi; Ascomycota; Sordariomycetes; Hypocreales; Cordycipitaceae
Product: XAP5 domain-containing protein
Exons: 2
Coding region: 1-1140 (379 amino acids)
Biological process (GO): chromatin organization
Cellular component (GO): nucleus
Source: RefSeq, a predicted model, not a curated record